GCUGUGAACACUCGAGGGGAGGGCAGCAUAUUUGUACACAAUGAUGACUUGCACAGGGCAGUGUCGAGGGCAGGGGUCAGAGGAACAAGACAGGGAACCGCCCUAGGCUAGCAAGGAUGGUGGCCAUGAUUCGAUGCCCCCAAGUACCGGUGAGCGUCUCGGGCGUUUCUUUUUUCUCCUGUUCGGCCCAAGAGCCCCUUGUUAGCUCCCACGCGAGAAGGCUCGAUGCAAAGGCUCGAUGCAAACUUGGUCCGAGAAUGGCGCCGCGGCGCGGCUCCGAGCAACGGCUUGCCUUUUUGAAGGUACACGCAUGUAAACUUUCAUGUAAUGUGGUAAAGCUGAGACUCCAGGAACACGGAGACUGCCAUCACCUGCGCCCACUCUCGUCGCCCAGGGGCGUUCUGAGCCGUCAUGGCCCUUGGCAUCGCCCAGGUACCUGCACACAGUGUGCGCGCCAAAGCCGCCCAAGCUCUCCAAAUCCGGGGUGUUCGUUUGGCUGGGUCUGGUCGGACCAGGAUCAGGCCCCGAUCAAUGGGUCCCAGGUGUGGGGGUUAGCGACGAGAUCGAGCAGACAGCGAAAUGCCAAGGAGCCGUGAUGCCCAGGUGAGGCUAAACUGGAAGGGGAAUAGUUAUCUACACAGUAGGAGUCUGGCUGGGAAACCUAUCUGAGGUGUCCGAUGCUGGAGGCGUCUUUUCUGAGGCGUGAUGGUGUUAUUCA
Parathielavia appendiculata is the source of this 718-nucleotide messenger RNA. RefSeq lists its product as uncharacterized. NCBI's taxonomy places the organism in Eukaryota, Fungi, Ascomycota, Sordariomycetes, Sordariales, Chaetomiaceae. The coding region runs from base 117 to 596 and encodes 159 amino acids. The transcript has a single exon. The record is from RefSeq and is a predicted model, not a curated record.